GAGUGAUUCGUGAGAGUUACCUGAAGGGUCACGAUCAGCUGGUGCCAGUCACCCUGUUGGCCAUUGCUGUUAUUCUUGCUUUUGUCAUGGGAGCUGUCUUUUCGGGAAUCGUAGUGUACUGCAUCUGCGACCAUCGCCGUAGAGACGUGGCUGUUGUGCAGAGGAAGGAGAAGGAGCUGCCCCCCCCCCGCCGCAGCUCCAUGAGCAGUGUUACCAAGCUCAGCGGCCUCUUUGGGGAUGCUCAGUCCAAGGAGCCGAAGCCUGAAGCUAUCCUCACGCCUCUGAUGCACAAUGGCAAGCUGGCUACCCCAGGCAGCACUGCCAAGAUGCUAAUCAAAGCUGACCAGCACCAUCUGGACCUGGCCGCCCUGCCAACCCCCGAGUCCACCCCAACCCUGCAACAGAAGAGAAAGCCCAGCCGUGGCAGCAGGGAAUGGGAGAGAAACCAGAACCUCAUUAAUGCCUGCACAAAAGAUAUCCCUCCAAUGGCCUCGCCCGUGAUCCCAACCGACCUGCCGCUCAGGGCUUCUCCUAGCCACAUUCCCAGUGUUGUGGUCCUGCCCAUAGCCCAGCAAGGCUACCAGCAUGAGUAUGUUGACCAGCCAAAAAUGAGCGAUGGGGCUCAGAUGACUGUGGAGGACCAGAAUGCCACCCUUGAGUACAAAACUAUCAAGGACCAUCUCAGUAGCAAAAGCCCCAGCCACGGGGUUAACCUGGUGGAAAAUCUUGACAGUGUGCCACCAAAAGUACCCCAGCGGGAAGCUUCCCUCGGGCCCCCGAGCGCCUCACUGUCGCAGAGUGGCCUGAGCAAGCGGCUGGAAAUGCACUCUUCUGCUUACAAUGUGGACUACAAGAGAAGUUACCCUACAAACUCACUCACGAGAAGUCACCAGACAUCGACCCUCAAAAGAAACAACACUAACUCCUCUAACUCGUCCCACCUCUCCCGCAAUCAGAGCUUUGGCCGGGGUGACAACCCACCACCGGCCCCGCAGCGGGUGGACUCCAUACAAGUCCACGCUGCACAGGCGCAGGCUGUGACUGUAUCUCGGCAGCCGAGUCUCACCACCUACAACUCGCUGACGAGGUCAGGGUUGAAACGCACGCCCUCGCUAAAGCCAGACGUACCUCCCAAACCUUCCUUUGCCCCACUCUCCACAUCCAUGAAGCCCAACGAUGCGUGUACAUAAUCAGAAUGGGGUGGGGCGGGGAGGACAGCAAUUAGGCAGAGGUUGCCCUUGAAAGCCAGUGUUUUGCAACUGUUAUCACUCACUCCUCUGAGAAGAUGGUUGUUGCAAGCUGAAGAUGUGUUGGAUUUCUGCUCUCUGGGAAAAG
Antrostomus carolinensis (chuck-will's-widow) is the source of this 1335-nucleotide messenger RNA. Its product is annotated as semaphorin-6A-like. The record is from RefSeq and is a predicted model, not a curated record. The annotation marks the transcript as partial. NCBI's taxonomy places the organism in Eukaryota, Metazoa, Chordata, Aves, Caprimulgiformes, Caprimulgidae. The transcript has a single exon.